CCAGCAUCACACUCACUGUUCAUUCUACUCGUCUUCGGACUAUCAUUCAUUCUUCUGUCUUUGACGCUUUUUCACUCCUUCUGGAAAGCAGACUAUCACGGCAAGGCCCGUCACACUUACAUUCAAACCAACAUUCAUUCUUCAGCUUCAUAAGCAAACAAACCAUCAAAAUGCGUUUCGCUACUUCCGUUGCUACCCUCAUUGCCUCCGCGGCUCUCUCCACCGCUGCCAGCGUUUCCUUCGUGACCCUGGACAACACUCAGCGCACCAUCUACUUCACCAGCAACCCUGGCAGCUCCAACAUUGACUCCGUCACCACCGCCCCCGGCAAGAACACCACCGUCACCUUCCCUGACACUUGGCAGGGCAACUGGUACGCCGUCAAGGAUGGCGCUUCCAACGUUCCUGGCAUGCUCGGCGAGGUCAACUUCGGUAGCUGGAAGGGCCUGACUUACUUCGACGUGUCUGCCAUUGUCGACCCCAACGACAAGGACAACGUCAAGCAGAUCUUCCCUGCUGCCAGCCAUGAGCCCAUGUCCGGCUGCGAGACUUUCCCUUGCAACGACGCCUACUACCUGCCUGAUGACAUCCAGACCAAGGCUACUCUGGAGUCUGACCUCGUCUGCACCUUGGGCGCUGGCUCCACCGGCUACAGCUUCACUGAGGCUCAGUAAAUGGCUUAGUUUAAAAAAAAAAAAUCCCUUUUCUUUUUGUCUGACUUGGGAGUUGGUUGCUUCGUGUUGCAUUCGCGGUGCCACCAGCUCCCCAUGGUGCUGAGCGCCAAGUCACUCACGACGCUAUGAUUAAAUGCAAAAAUAUCAACGGGAUGAUACCUCAUCUGGUCAGAGACCAGAGGUUUUGUGGGUAAAAAGGGUUACGGGGCAUCGGUUUAUGCACGGGAAGAAAAAAAAGACAAAACUUGGUUGCAAGCACAACCAUUCAAUUCUUACAGAUUUGGCCUAUCUUGAUAGAGGGAACCAGAGGCUGGCACUCAUUCUCACAACUUUCACCGCCGAUCAAAAGGCGCUUCAUACAUUCCUUCAUGACUUAUUUUACAUUUUUCUUCUUCUUGAAUACCCCCAUUUUUUCGAAUGUAUAUAUUAGACUUUAGAAGUAUUCUAGACGGAUAGAUUUAGAAUUGACAUUGUGGACCUUUUGAUUCAAA
Messenger RNA from Trichoderma atroviride IMI 206040, 1165 nucleotides. RefSeq lists its product as uncharacterized. The record is from RefSeq and is a predicted model, not a curated record. NCBI's taxonomy places the organism in Eukaryota, Fungi, Ascomycota, Sordariomycetes, Hypocreales, Hypocreaceae.